This is a messenger RNA of Cherax quadricarinatus, 1892 nucleotides long. RefSeq names its product dipeptidase 1. NCBI's taxonomy places the organism in Eukaryota, Metazoa, Arthropoda, Malacostraca, Decapoda, Parastacidae. The record is from RefSeq and is a predicted model, not a curated record. Gene Ontology annotation, molecular function: metallodipeptidase activity. Gene Ontology annotation, biological process: proteolysis.
ACGAUCUACCUUGGAACAUCAGGAAGUUUAUGCACAAUAAGCUACACAGUUUUAACUUCACGGCGCAGCUUAAGAAAAUUCGUCCCUGGUCCCGCUCCUCCUGGUCCCACACUGACCUGCCCAGACUGAAGGAGGGUAUGGUAGGUGCCCAGUUCUGGGUGUCGUACGUGCCGUGUGAAUCACAAAGACUCAACGCUGUACAACUAACCAUAGAACAGAUUGAUCUUAUUAAGCGACUUAUUGACCAGUAUCCUGACGACCUCCGCCUCGCUACCUCCGCUGACGAGGUGGAAGCUGCCUUCAAGGAAGGUCGCAUCGCCAGCUUGAUCGGUGUUGAGGGAGGUCACGCUAUACAGAACUCUCUAGGUGUGUUGAGAGCCCUGAGGGACCUUGGUGUACGAUACUUGACACUCACCCACACCUGCAGCACCCCCUGGGCUGAGUGUGCCAGGGCCAGCGAGACGGACCUGGAGGACCCCGACUCCCCCAGGGGUCUAACACACUUCGGCAGGACGGUAGUGAGAGAGAUGAACCGUCUUGGGAUGCUGGUGGAUCUCUCCCACGUGUCUCAAGCCACCAUGAAGGAGGCGCUGGAGGUGUCGCGAGCUCCCGUCAUCUUCAGUCACUCCUCCGUCUACGCUAUCUGCAAGAAUCCCAGGAACGUCCCCGACGAUAUUCUCAGGAAGGUGGCUGUUAACGGAGGUGUGGUGAUGGUCAGUUUCUACACUCACUUUCUCACCUGUAGUGAACACGCCUCCGUCAGAGACGUCGUGGCUCACAUCAACCACGUGAGGAAGGUGGCUGGCGUGGAUCAUGUGGGUAUCGGCGCUGACUUCGACGGUGUUAACAAGUUACCCGAGGGCUUGCAGGACGUGUCGAGGUAUCCACACGUCUUCGCUGAGCUGCUGGCUGACCCGACUUGGUCCCUAGAUGACCUGAGACAGUUGGCAGGUCACAACCUGCUUCGUGUCAUGCGUGACGUCGAAAAGGUGCGGGUGGCGAUGAAACAGCAGAAGGUAAUGCCUUACGAGGAAGAGGUUCCUCCUUCCCAGCUCCAGGGAUUCACUGCCUGCACCUACAGCUUCACCAAAGACCCCGACGAUUCCUAGCAAUGUCCUGUGACUUCUAGCAACCCAACAAACACAUCUACAGAAAAGUGACUCCUAGAAAAGAUAUUCGGCUUUGUAUUGUCCUCGGCUUAACUGGACUCACGAAUUCUAGCAGUGUCUCAGAGGCUCCUACAAACAUACCAAACAUCACGAGAUAAAAAAAAAAUAAAUUGAAUGUAAGAUUUUAAAUUACUCGUAGAAAUUUACCCUUGCUUUAAACAAAGAAAAAAAAUGAGUAAUUGACAAGAGAAUCCGUGAUCUUCAGACUCGUGUGAACAGUUUUCCAGAACUGACUAGCAGGAUCUCAGCAAGACCAUAACACGAAGGAACCCAUCACGACACUGAAGAGGUGGAGACUGUAGGAAGGUCAAGACACUAUGCAACCCAUCGAGACAACUUGUGACACAUUGAAGGACCUUAUCAUUAUCCUGACUGAAAGGAAUCUAUUAAGUCGUGAAUGAUGAGUCGGGAAGGAACUUUCUAAACUGUCAUUCGAAUUCUCUUCUGCGAAGACAGUUUAAGCUCCUAAUAAAAUAUUUUAAAAGAAAGCCUGUUUUUUAAGUUCCAGGAGUAAAUAACGAUGAACAGACGCGACUUUAUCAAACAUUUUAAUAUAAACUUCAGCUGGGCAAGAGGUCCUCCUUGCUGGAAACGGAGAAUUUGCAAACGUGUGAUCACAUCUGUAAACAGUCUGGUGCUAUUACUAUAUUCUAACUGAAAAAAACUAAAAUGUAUGGAGAGGUUUUUUAAUCAGAAGUGUGAUAUAAUUUCCGUCUUUCUAGA